Messenger RNA from Arabidopsis thaliana (thale cress), 876 nucleotides. It is a transcript of the gene PSRP6, whose product is annotated as plastid-specific 50S ribosomal protein 6. Gene Ontology annotation, biological process: translation. Bases 160 to 549 code for a protein of 129 amino acids. The transcript has a single exon. Gene Ontology annotation, cellular component: ribosome; chloroplast. The record is from RefSeq and is marked reviewed. NCBI's taxonomy places the organism in Eukaryota, Viridiplantae, Streptophyta, Magnoliopsida, Brassicales, Brassicaceae. Gene Ontology annotation, molecular function: rRNA binding; structural constituent of ribosome.
UUCGAUGCCACUAAUAAUUUAAUUUUUGUUCUCUUCUUAUCUUAUAGAUUGUUGCAGCCUGCAGGCUUGCAGCAUAACGAGUUACAUAACUAUAUACAAAGGCCCAAUAGACACCUCAAAGGCCCAAUAAAAAAGCCCAGGAAAAACGAAAACGAAGAUAUGAAGUUCUUCUCUAAUCCGAAGCAAGAGGCUCAAACUCACUUUCACUUGCACAAAGAUAAGGAAACCAUGUCUGUGUCAGCGAUCUUUGGUACCGGAAUCGUCACCGUUGCUGCUUCUCCGGUUCUCCGCCAAUUUCAAGUUCCAAAAUUGGGUAAUGGAGGAGGAUUAGGGAUGGUGAUAGAGUGUUCGUCGAGGCCACAGAAGAAAUCGACGGCUCAUCACAGGAAGACGAGGCCGAAGAAGACUCAGCCUUGGGACAUUAAGAGAAAGCCUACUGUUUACGCUCCUCUUCCUCCUCUUCCGGCGGAAUGGAGUCCGUUCACUCUCGCUUCUGACGACGGUGGUGCUGCCACUGCUGCGGGAGAUUUGGUUUCAGGCGCUGCCUAGUUGGUAUGAGUUAUCUGCUGAUUUGGUUGUAAUCUAGUUUGAGAACUUUUGUUGUUGUUUACUGUGUUUUCAGUUUUCUGAUGUUUGUUGUUGGGUUUGUUUGUGUUUGAUUGGUGAAUGAAUGGACCAAAUUUGCGAUUUAUAAAGCUUCAACCUUUCUCCUCUGUUUUUGAGUUUAAAGGUCUCAACUUUAUAGUUUAUAGCUCUCGUCAUUGUCAUCUAUGUUGCUUCUCUAUAAUUGCUUUUUUCCUUUUGGGUCUCAUUAAUUUCUGCAAGUAGUAAUUGAAUUGGGAUGACAAGAGUUUAAGUUUGAUAUGUGAAAAUGAA